Molecule: messenger RNA, 4486 nt
Organism: Diaporthe batatas
Lineage: Eukaryota; Fungi; Ascomycota; Sordariomycetes; Diaporthales; Diaporthaceae
Exons: 7
Coding region: 451-3531 (1026 amino acids)
Source: RefSeq, a predicted model, not a curated record
GCCCUUUCUCCUUGUCAACCCUCCGGCCGCUCCACCUCUCCCUCCCGCAGCAUCACCAGCCAGCCGUGGACCCUGGCCUGUCGCCCACACACCAAGGACAAAAGCCAUCUCUGCCGGCGUUUCCCACGCCGUCGCGCGCCGGCACCAGCAGCCUCGUCUAAGUCAGGCCGGCCUGGGAUCGGUCAAGGCCCGCCGGGAGACUGCGCACCCCAGUCCCGUGCAGUCUCUGCACCUCCACGUCCACGCCCACGACCGGGUCUGCUCCACGUCUCGACCUUUUGCCUUUCGGACACGAUCGCGUCCCUGCCGGCACAACAACACCCCAAAACAACAUCUGCCACUCCAAUUCCAUCCUGAUCUGAGCUCCCCCUCGGGCCCGGAAGGCUGAAUCUCAGCCUUGCAGAUGAUUUUCGGCCGGCCUGCCGCUCUGCAGUCCUGCCCCCAUCCACCAUGGUCCUCUUCAAGCGCAAGCCCGUGCAGUUCCUGCAGCCGCCGCCCGUGGAAAACGACCAUGAGGUGUGGCACAUACCCCAGACUGGCGAGGUUUUCGUCACGUACGAAGACUAUUUGAAUAGGUUGGACUUUUACAAGCAGAAACGCUUCAUAUGCCAAAUUACUGGCCACUCGGGCCUCAACUUCUUCGAGGCCCUAGAGUCAGAACUCGCUGGCGCACUGGAAGUCGAGCAAGCCUUCCCCGAACCCCUAAAGGGACCCAUUCUGCGGCGCGUGCAGUUCCAGACGAUUUCGAGGAUCGACAACCUGGUUGACAAGCUCUACGAGGAGUUCAAGGGCGAUUUCUACCCCGGCGAGCAUGUCACCGUCUCCAUCCAUACUGGCGAGCGCUUUACAGGCGUUGUGAGGGAUAAGGCCAGAUUCGGCAGUAAAAUGCUCCCGGAUGGCACACUCACUGUGCCCUUUUCGAGAUACUUCGUCAGCCUGGAUGAUUCUGAGGACCAUGAAGCGGUUGUCGACGACAACAAUAUCUGGCGCGAUCGCAAGGUCUUUACCAAAUCCGUCCUGCGCUCAUUUGUAAAGAAGACGGUGACGAGAGAUGCGUGGACCGGGGCUCCUUGGCUUGUGAAAGACACGAUUGCAGCUCAGUUCAAGAUCGACACGCGCAUCCCGACACAUCUGCGGUACGAGACCAAGGUCCAAGAGCGCAAACAGGCCCAGUCGCAAAAGAGGUUGUCCAACCAGAUGUCCCACCCCCCGGAAGCGACCGGCAUGGCCCAUUCAUUCCAAACUCAGGGCCCAGUCCGAUUACCAGAGCUCAAACCCGCAGCCAGGCCUCCCAAGGCCGGCAAGAACCAAAACCACCAUGGCCAACACGGGCAAGUUGUUAAGAAGCAAGAACAGGGCCAGUUCGUCCACCUACCACUUCCGGGCAAUCCCUUCCAAUUUCCACUGUCCUUCCGGCACAACCAGCUUCCUCCCCCUCCCCCCGUGUACGCGCAGCCGGAGCCUCCACCGCCACCGCCACCACCAAAGUAUCCUAUCGAGGAUCUCAAGGUAGAGCCAACGCAUCUGGUCCGGCCUCCUAUCCGAUACUUGUGCAGCGACCCGCCUGUUGAGGUCGAGGAGCCGUCGCCUUCCUGCGAUAACAUACUCAUGAAGUCCGUCGGCCCCCUUCUGGAAACCUGGGAUACCCUCAAUGUGUACUGCGAAAUAUUCCAGCUCGAUUCCUUCACUUUUGAUGAUUUUCUGGAGGCAAUGCAGGUCGCGUCGGAGGAGACCCAGGUUCAGUUAUUUGAUGAGAUUCAUUGUGCCGUCCUCAAAGUCCUGGUGGACUCGGAGGCUGACGGAGGCAAGAUCAACUUCCGUCUGCCGGAGCUAGAGUCAGACGAUGAGAGUGACGAGGAAGACGAUGAGGAUGAGGAGGAUGAGGAGAGCCGAGAGCCCACACCACAGCCGGCCGCUCGCGCCACGCGGAGUAGCAUGGCGAAAUUGGAAGCCGAUAAGCUGGCGGCAGAAGCUGCCGCUGCGGAAAGAGAGGAGAGGCAGUUGGAGAAUGCCCCGAAGCACCGUGCUGAGGAGCUCCUGGCUGACUAUGACUGGAUCGAUCAUCUGAGAAAGAGGGAUUUCAAGAACGGUGGUUGGGAGGCGAUCAUGGUCGGCCUGCUAUACCAGCUGUCAAAGGAGGAGCGGAGAAAGGCUGCAUGUGAGGAUCUGCUCAUACAACUGGUCCCUAGGGAUGUCGAGGCCACACAAGACACGAUCAGACAACACUACGCAGCGAUGGACGUCAACUAUCGUGCCCAAGCUUUGCAGGUCAUCUGCUUGCUUACUGCCGAAACCAAAGCCAUCCGCGGCUACAUGGAGGACUGCAGUGAGCAAAUGACGGGUUUCAGGAAAGACAAGAUCGAGUGGCAACGCCAGAGGAAGCAGGCCAUCGAGGAGCUCAAGGCUCUGAAUGAGGAGCGAAAGAUACUUUUGCCAGAGAACCUUCCGCCAUCACCAGCACACGAGGCGGCUGAUGCUAAUGGAGACGUCAAGAUGGAUGACGUCGAUGAGCUGACGCCAGCUGAAAAUGAGGCAGCUGAGACGGAGGAGGAGCCGCCACGCAGUGUCGGUCGUGGCCUCCGGCGUGGCCAAGACCGAGCUGCAGAACGCCUGCGCCAAAAGGAGAGGGAAGAGGAGAAGAGAAAAGAGGCCGAAGCUGCCAAGGCAGUUCCCAAGCAGUCAAAACAGUUUGUGAAGGUCUUGAAGGAGAUCCAGAAGAAGGAAGACCUGAUCAAGAAGUGCGAAGAAGAAAUCGCAGUUAUUGACAACGACCUCCGAGAAGCCGACUGCGCAAGAACAAGGGUUCUGGGCAAGGAUCGGUUCUGGAAUCGGUACUACUGGUUCGAGCGCAACGGGAUGCCGUACGGCGGGUUGCCAAACAGUUCCACGGCAGACGCAGGCUAUGCCAAUGGCUGCAUCUGGAUCCAGGGCCCGGACGAUCUCGAGCGCGAGGGCUACAUUGAUCUGGCUCCCGAAUGGCAGAAAGAGUACCAGGCCAUUUUCAACAUGACGGUCCCGGAGCGCAAGGCAAAGGAGGAAGGCCCGACGAGCGUCUUCACGGCCCGGCAGUGGGGCUAUAUCGAUGACCCAAAAGAUGUCAAGAAACUGAUCGACUGGUUAGACCCGCGCGGAUUCAACGAGUUGAAACUGCGGAAGGAACUCGUCAAUUUUAGCGACAGGAUCCUCAAACACAUGGAAAAUCGCCAGGCAUACCUGGCAGCCAACGACGCGGAAGCAAAGGCUGCUGAAGAGGAGAAGGAGAAGGAGAAGGAGGCGAAGACGAACGGGGCGACAGGCAAACGGAUGACUACCAGGACCAGGAACGCCGUCACACCAGAGCCGGCCCCUCAAUAUCGCUGCUUACAGUGGGAGAACACCACGGCCAUCGAGGAGCUGGGCCACCUUCAUAGUGACCAGCCGCCUCCUGCGCCGCCAAAGGGGAAGAAGGGCGGGUCCAGAAAGAAGGAUUCUGCCAAGGAGACGGCUGAAGAGCCAGUCCCUGCUGUAAAAACGCGCUCGAGGAGGAAAUAGAUACACCCCGCCCGCCACCAGUGCACUGGGCAUGGCUUGCUACAAAAAGGGGGGGGGGUUCUCGCAUAGCGCAGGCCUGCGCAACGCAAGGCGAUGAGCACAGAGACAGCAAUGCUAAAUUGCUGAUCAGCACCUGCGUGGAGAGCUGUAUUCUCAAGAUGACAAGGGGACUGAGGUCGCGCAGGAAUAUGCACGACCAAGAUGCGCUGCCCACGAACCGUGCAUCCGAAACGAAACGCAGAAGCAGCAGUGGAUUUGUGGAAGGGUCGACAUUGAGCGGUCGGCCUUUUUCUGGACACACUCGGUUUGAUCCCGCAGCCCGUUCCAAGAGUUGUCUUGAUCGGUUCGCAACACCAUCUACCGUUUUUGCAUAUGCCCACCUUCUCGGGUUGCAUGUAUUUUGCAACGGCAUCGCGAAAUGGCGUUGCUCAUAGACUUUACAGCAGACGAGACCAACUAGUAUGAGUAGAGUUUCAAACGUCACUAGAUGGUUCACUGUGGUGCAUUGCGACUUGGGCUUUACUGAGGAAUGAAAUUAGAUUACAGAUUACAAGGCUCCGUCCGGGUUGAUUGUAUUCUUGCAUCCAGCAGUGAGUGUUUUGGUGCAGACAGCGAAGUGACUCGGGUGAUUCAAAUAUCUACUGUCACCCUGUAGUGUGGACGGGCGGACCUGCGAAUAACAAUCAGCGGUGACUUAAAUAAGAGGCCGAAGAGGAGAAGCCCACUGGGCAGAUUCUCUGCAGGUUAGAUUGUCAGGAUGUUGACAGCUUUGACAAUAUUGUGAGAACGCUCAAAUACCGCGCCGUGCGCUCAUACUCUCCUCCCAUGUGAGACGGUCCUCACGACUGAGGGCGAAAGAGGCUCAAACUGUCGGUGAAGAACUGUUAAUUCCAAGCUAUAGUUGCCUAAGGAAUAGUAGAGAGGAAGCAACGAAGCUGCAAUCCCACGUCGCGAG